Cuscuta europaea is the source of this 2166-nucleotide messenger RNA. NCBI's taxonomy places the organism in Eukaryota, Viridiplantae, Streptophyta, Magnoliopsida, Solanales, Convolvulaceae. The record is from the annotation of a GenBank genome assembly.
CAUUGUCCUCAUAUCUGCUCCCGAAACGCAUCUGGACGCUGUAUUCUAUUUCCUUACUUGAAGAGUUUUUCCUCUUCUGUUCUUGAAGAAAUUUCCUCUUUCUCAGGAAGGAAUCUCACUGCUGUGAAGCACAGACGGAUCAAUGUUGUGUAAAGGGUCACUCAUAUUUCCCAUUUUAGCUACUUUGUUCCUCUUCUCCUCUUUAUAUCCCUUAUCAUCUCAGGCUAAAGAUGGGAAGCCCAAUUCAGGUGAAAUUCAUAGUGAUGAUAUUGUGGUUUCGGGAGAGGAAAGAAGGGUUCUUGCUGAAAGUCCCAGUGGUGAGCAACCAUUGAACUCAUCAUCACUCAUCUUAGCUGCUAAAAGUACAUAUAGGAAAGACCCUCUCAAUGAUUUCAAGAAAUACACGGGUGGCUGGAACAUUAGUAACCGCCAUUACUGGGCUUCUGUGGGGUUUACUGCUGUUCCAUUCUUUCUAGCUGCUCUAAUAUGGUUUGCAGUCUUUGGGCUAAGCUUGAUGUUCAUUUGUGUAUGCUACUGCUGCUGUGCACGGGAACGUUAUGGAUAUUCCCGAUUAGCAUAUGCUCUCUCUCUGAUCUUCCUCAUUCUCUUUACUGUUGCUGCAGUAGUUGGCUGCAUUAUUCUGUACGUUGGACAGGGAAAAUUUCAUAGUAGUACAAUAAAUACUUUGGACUAUGUAGUUGACCAGGCAAAUACAACAGCAGACACUCUCAGGGAUGUCUCAGGAUAUCUGGCAGCAGCCAAACAGGUCUCAGUGGCUCAAUUUCUUCUUCCUGGUAAUGUGAAAAGUGAUAUCGAUGACAUCCUGACCAAGAUCAACUCUUCCUCGAGUGAACUUGCUAGUAAAACUUCAGAAAACAAAGAUGAUAUAGACAACCUGAUAGAAUCUGUGAGAGUGGCUCUUAUUGUUCUAUCUGCUAUUAUGCUCCUUUUAACAUUUCUUGGAUUCGUGUUUUCUAUAUUCGGGAUGCAGUUUCUUGUGUACAUCUUGGUGGUCAUUGGAUGGAUUCUUAUAACUGCAACUUUCAUUUUAUGUGGCAUAUUUCUUCUUCUUCACAAUGUGACAGCAGAUUCUUGCGUUGCAAUGGAUCAGUGGGUCCAAAACCCAACGGCUCAUACAGCUUUGGAUGACAUACUGCCUUGUGUGGACAACGCCACUGCACAAGACACUUUGAAGAAAAGCAAGGAAGUUACAUACCAACUCUCUGAUGUCAAUAACAAAUUCAUCACCACUGUCUCAAAUAAUAACCUUCCUCCCAACUCUGGUCGUUUAUACUUCAACCAAUCCGGACCUCGGGUUCCAAUCCUUUGCAAUCCGUUUCAUGCUGACCUAACAGAUCGGGCAUGUGCUCUAGGAGAAGUGCACUUGAGCAACGCGACAAAGGUCUGGAGUAACUAUGUAUGCAAAGUUUCCUCUAGUGGCAUAUGCAUCACAACCGGUCGUCUGACACCCAUGAUCUACUCUCAAAUGGCUGCUGCAGUGAAUGUAAGCUUCGGGCUGUACCAUUACGGCCAGUUCCUUACCAAUCUCCAAAACUGUGAUUUUGUGAGAGUCACUUUCAACGAAAUACACACAUCACACUGUCCUGGCCUACGUCGCUACAGUGAGUGGGUCUAUAGUGGGUUAGUUGUGGUUGCUGUUGCAGUAAUGCUCUCUCUUACGUUCUGGGUCGUGUAUGGGAGAGAGAGGCGCCACCGAAUCUACACUAAAACGCAUAUGCCAAAACAGCCCGGGGAAGAGUAAGAAAAGGGGCCCGUAUUACAAAUGCUUUGAAGUGUUAUUGGGGGACAUAACUCUUAUCAUUUUUCAUGUGUGAUAUUGUGUGCAUACUUGGAACGGGAUGUUUUUCGAGAUGCUGGUCUACUGUGUGUAACGUAGGGGUGUGAAGAGAAUCAACUUGUCCACGGGAGAGGUGGCACCGUGGCACCACGUCUAUACUAAACCACACUGGAUUUUAUUUCUUCGUGUAUCAUAUUUUUGUUUCUGCAUAUUUGGAAGUUGUCAUGCAAAUGUAUGUCAGUAUGUCACUUGACUGGCUCGACCAUUGGCAAUUUGGCAUCAUGUAAAGGGCCGCAGAGCGAAACAAGGUUACAUUGGUGUUAAACAUCUAAUGUUGGUAUAUGGUAAAACCCUUGAUUAGUCUCAAA